CUGGCUUCUGCUUUCCGGCUUGGCUUGGCUUGUCUUGUUUUGUGUUGGUGUAACUGUCAGCUUUUCAUAAGAUAAGUGCUGUAUGUUGUGGUCCUGAGAUUUGGUGGAGCAGUACUCUGAGCAAUGUCACAUAGGAGUUCAGGUAGAGAAGAGCAGCAGGAGCAAGCCGAUUGGGAAGGAAUAAACCGACUACUUCAGCAUCAUGGCUUCAAACCCAUUCAGCUUGCAGACCCUAUGGAGAACAAAAACCUAUCAGAUGUGGUUCUCCUGGAUAAAAAGUCUGCUGCAGAAAUUAAACUUAUACUAAAGUCUUUGGUAAAAGAUACUGAGCGAAGACAGGCAUUGAUCCAGGAGCUAAUUCAGUCUAAUAACCAGCUAAAGGAUGAGGUGCAGCAGCAGCAGGCUCGAGCUGCUCGUCAGUCACAGCGUGCUUCUGACCUGGAGAAAAUCCUGGAUGGUGUCAAGACCAAGAUUCAAGACCUGGAGGAUGACUAUAUUUCGAAGGCCGCUCAGCAGCAGAAGCAGAUGAAGCAGCUACAGAUGGAUAAAAGGGACUCGCAGAAACGCUACCGUCUUCUGGAGCAGAAAGUAGGUGAUGAGAAAGAGAUUAUUUCUCAGCUGCAGAAGAGGCUAGAGUGUGUUGUAAAUGAAGAAGAAAAACGCACAACCAGGCAAAACAAAGUCUUUCAGCAGUUUUGCAAGAGAGGAGCCAAAGAAAGCUCUGUGCUUGAUCAACAGCUUCUGGAUGUGAUUGAUGCCUAUGAAACUAAGAUCCAACAUCUGCAGACAGAGCUAAGGAAAUACAAAGGAGAUACUGAUGAGAGUUCCCAGGAGGAAUUACCCGUUAGAAGAAAAAGACAAGACAAAAAUGAAAUACUAGAUGCAACUCCAAAUUACAAAGCACUUCUCAAGUCCUACCAAGACCAGCUUAAGGAAUCCAAAGCCCAGAAGGAACAGAUGAGGCAAGAACAUAUGAAACUAAAACAGGAGCUAGAAUCAAGGCCUACAGCAAAGGAGCUGAAGUCAUGCAAACAGCAGUUGAAGAAGAUGGACAGAAUUAUCCAGCAGAGUAACAUCAAGUCAGCAGAGCAUGUCAAUAGUGAAAACAAUGAAGAUGCAGACUGCACAGAGGUUGAGCAUAUAGACUGCUUGCGUGCUAACAUCUGCAGGAGAUUUUUAAAGAGCAUUUGCAAGGAACUGAACGUCCAGGAUUUAAAUGACCUGGUCCCAGCUGCAAGAGUGAGGUCUAAACAAGCAGAAGCCAAUCCUAAACUUGUGAAGGUUUUGAGUGCUAUAAAAACAGUUGUAAGUAAUCAGAGAGCCCCACUGUUACAGUCCCACUCUGACGCUGUCGAGGAACAAGGAUAUGAACUUCUUCUUCCUACAAUAGAAAUGUGGGCUGAGCAGUUGGUAUCUUUAAAGGAUCUGCAGUGUGUUCUGAAGAAGUUAUUGCUCAGACUGGUUCCCUGGCAUUCUUUUGGCACACACGACCCAAGCAGUGUAGUACGGGUAGAACAUUUGCUCUUGAUGGUUGACGUUCUGUUGAAAGAAACGGAAACCAAAGACAAGGAAGUCAAAAAGCCCUCCCAGCAAACCCUGCAAGCAAUAGUAUCCCACUUUCAGAAGCUGUUUGAUGUGAACUCCAUCAAUGGAGUUUACCCCCGGAUGAGUGAAGUGUAUAGCAAACUGGGAGAAAUGACAAAUGCAAUGAGAAAUCUCAGAGAGCUCUUGGGACUGGAUGACUCCACUCCUCCCAGUGCGUUGGUAAAUAUGGUGGGCAAACUGUGCUGUUCAAUAAAUGAUGGCACAAGCCAGCAAGUACAGCAGCUGCUGGGCACCCAGGACAUUGAGAGUAUCAUCAGCAGGUUGGAAGAACAUGAGGAGUUUUUUCCAGCAUUUCAAGCCCUUAUCCAGGAGUUACUUCAGAUUCUAGAUGUCAACCAUCUGGAUGAUGUUCUGCCAACAGUCUGUUCACUAAAGCUUUUAGCUGAAUAAGAAGCAAUAUAUAUAUAUAUAUAUAUAUAUAUAUAUAUAUAUAUAUAUAUAUAUAUAUAUAUAUAUAUUAUAUCCCCACACACACACUUUUAACCUUAGUUUUAUUAUGGUGCUAAAACUAAAAAUGUAUAUAUAUUUUUUAGUACUGUGUGACUGAUAUAGCAAGUUUAUUUUUGUGGAAUGUUUUUUAUUGUUCGUUUGAAUUACUUCAUUACUCAAUUAAAUGGAUAAUGCAUUUACUUCUGUGUUUGAAUUCUAUCUGACUGCUGUGCAUUUUUUUUUUUAAACAGACCCUGAACAAUGUGGCUCAAUGGCUUGGCAAUGGGAUUAAAUGUCUCAGAGCAUAGUAAAAAUGAUGCACAAAAUUCAGACAUAUUCAAGAUAUUUAAUAUAAAUGUAUUAUUUUACAGGGACAUAUUGCAACACUUUGCAUCCUUUUCACCACUUAUAUACAAGUAGAACAUGGCCAAAUAAUACUUUAUACAUCACAGGUUCAAAAAGACACAUGACAAAAAGAACUGGUGUUCCUAAACUAGCUUGGCAAAAAACAGCUUUAACAUGGUUACACAUGUGGGUGCCCAUGGUCUUUCACCAAAAUGUAACCAGCGUUUCCUUGAAUAGUUUUAAGCUGCAAGCAGCUGAAGGUAAAGCAGCCCAUGUAAAUACAUUUGACACAAGCAGGCUGUGCUGACAAAGUUGUAAAUUUAAAA
Molecule: messenger RNA, 2705 nt
Organism: Polyodon spathula (Mississippi paddlefish)
Lineage: Eukaryota; Metazoa; Chordata; Actinopteri; Acipenseriformes; Polyodontidae
Gene: cep70
Product: centrosomal protein 70
Exons: 19
Coding region: 124-1995 (623 amino acids)
Biological process (GO): regulation of microtubule cytoskeleton organization; cilium assembly
Cellular component (GO): centrosome
Molecular function (GO): gamma-tubulin binding
Source: RefSeq, a predicted model, not a curated record